GGCGGCCAUCCUCACAACCCACACACACUGCUACUACUUGUAUUAACGCCAGUGCGGCCACACUUGGUCACAUCCUCGUAUCGUCGGCAAGAAAGACGAGUUGAGUUUAGCAGAGAAGAGCGGCUUGCUUGCUUUGGUACGUACGUACGUCGGUCAGUGAAGAUGAGCACGGCGGCGCGGACGACGGGGCGGCGGGGGUUCACCAUGGGGCGCAGCGAGGACGCGACGCACCCGGACACCAUCCGCGCCGCCAUCUCCGAGUUCCUCGCCACGGCCAUCUUCGUCUUCGCCGCCGAGGGCUCCAUCCUCUCCCUCGGGAAGCUCUACCAUGACAUGAGCACGGCGGGCGGGCUGGUGGCCGUGGCGCUGGCACACGCGCUGGCGCUGGCCGUGGCGGUGUCCGUAGCCGUGAACAUCUCCGGGGGGCACGUCAACCCGGCCAUCACCUUCGGCGCGCUGCUCGGCGGGCGCAUCACCCUCGUGCGCGCCCUCCUCUACUGGAUCGCGCAGCUCCUCGGAGCCAUCGUCGCCUCCCUCCUCCUCCGCCUCACCACCGGAGGCAUGAGGCCGCCCGGUUUCUCCCUGGCGUCGGGGGUGGGGGAUUGGCACGCGGUGCUGCUGGAGGCGGUGAUGACGUUCGGGCUCAUGUACGCCUACUACGCGACGGUCAUCGACCCCAAGAGGGGCCACGUGGGCACCAUCGGGCCGCUCGCCGUGGGGUUCCUGCUCGGGGCUAACAUACUCGCCGGCGGGCCGUUCGAUGGCGCCGCGAUGAACCCGGCGCGGGUCUUCGGGCCGGCGCUCGUCGGGUGGCGGUGGAGGCACCACUGGGUCUACUGGCUCGGGCCCUUCCUCGGCUCCGGCCUCGCUGGGCUCCUCUACGAGUACGUCGUCAUGCCGUCUACCGAGACCGCCGCCCACGCCCACCAGCCGCUCGCGCCGGAGGACUACUAGCCGCCGCCGCCAAAGCAGCUGCUUCAAAUCCUUUAAAUCCAACACUUGCAGCUAUGGUUUAUCGCUAUAUAUGUAUGUAUAGUGUGUGGUACUUUUGGUUAAUAAUGGAGGGUGGCCUUGCUGUGCAUGGUUGCCCCUAUAGUAUCUCCUAGGUGAUGUUUGCUCCGUUUGUGUUAAUAAGUUUCCAGUGCAAUAUAGUAUCCUCAUCUGUUACGGGUUC
This is a messenger RNA of Triticum urartu, 1174 nucleotides long. Its product is annotated as aquaporin TIP3-1. The record is from RefSeq and is a predicted model, not a curated record. Gene Ontology annotation, molecular function: water channel activity. Gene Ontology annotation, biological process: transmembrane transport; water transport. Lineage: Eukaryota; Viridiplantae; Streptophyta; Magnoliopsida; Poales; Poaceae. Gene Ontology annotation, cellular component: membrane.